Messenger RNA from Pollicipes pollicipes, 2770 nucleotides. Its product is annotated as acylamino-acid-releasing enzyme. The record is from RefSeq and is a predicted model, not a curated record. Gene Ontology annotation, biological process: proteolysis. Gene Ontology annotation, molecular function: serine-type endopeptidase activity. NCBI's taxonomy places the organism in Eukaryota, Metazoa, Arthropoda, Thecostraca, Pollicipedomorpha, Pollicipedidae.
GGCAAUAUGUCACCUCUAUUGGAAGCCAUCGUCAAAAGGACUCGUGUCUUAACGAAGAUCCCCGAUUUGCAACAAGCAACUGUUUCUUCGAGUGAAGAUGGGGACUUCAUCAAGCUGCAAACAAUGUGGUCCCAAAGUUUGGUGGAGACUGCAGAAUCAGUUAAGUUUGAAAGAACGUUCGUUCUGGACGCGGCCACAUUGAAGCCAGUGUAUGAGUUGCCACCCCACCCAAUCGGGCAAGACAAUGUCGUCUGCUAUUCACCGUCUCAGAAACGGAAAGCCGUCUUCCGGAAGAAGGGUGGCGACGGAAAGAAGGACCAGUGGCUGUUGGACAUUUGGUCGGACAACCAUCUGUCGCACGUGUUCGACCUCGCCGCCAUGGACAAGCACGGCCCGAUCUGCGCCAGCGGCGACUUCAGCUCGUUCCAGUGGAGUCCGGACGAGAAUCAGCUGCUGUACGUGGCGGAGAGGCGGCGGCCGCCGGCGACGUCCUUCUUCGACGACAACGCUAAGGCGGGCGCGGAGAGAGGCGCCGAGAGCCGCUGGUACGAGGACUGGGGCGAGCAGCUCACUGGCCAGCACUGGCCCGUCGUGGUCGUACUGGACGUGCGCUCGGCGGCGCUCAGCGUGCUUGCGCCGGAUGAUGACGUGUCGCUGGGUCAGGCGCGCUGGCGCUGCUACCAGGGCGCCAUCACCGUGGUCGCCGUCGCCUGGGAGAACACGCCGCGCCGGCUGGGCCUCAUCUACUGCACCAACCGGGCGUCGCACGUGCGUGAGCUGUCGCUGUCGGGCGGCGUGGGAAGGCGCCUGAGCGGCGACGGGGCGCUGUCGUGCCGCUCACCACGCGUCUCGCCAGACGGCAGCACCGUGCUCUGGCUGGAGUCGGCCGCCGGCGGGCCGCACCACGCCGGCGCGCGCCUUAUGCGGCGCCACCUGGAUGGCGGCCCCAGCUCGGUGGUGCUUGACCUGGUGGACGUGCCGAAGGACGGCUACGCCGGCCUCUAUCUGCAGCGGCUGCCGACCGACUGCUGGCUCUCCGACCGGCAGGUGUGCCUGUCGACGCCGUGCGGCGUGCACCAGCGCACCAUCACCGUCAACGUGUGCACGGGUGAGCUGCGCCACCACGACAGCACCGACGUAACGGUGCUGCACGCGUGCGAGCGUCUGGUCGCCGGCGUGCGCUCGUCGCUGCUGCGGCCGCCGCAGCUGGUGGUGCGCCGGCCCGGUGACGCGACCUUCACGCCGCUCACCGAGAGCCGGCCGGCGUCAGACGCUACCGUGCGCGCGCUCAUCUUCAACCGCGAGGAGCCGGCCGACCUGGCGACCGUGCCGUACACUGGUCUGCUGGUGACGCCGGCCGGCGGCGGCCCGCCCGCGCCGCUCAUCGUCUUCCCGCACGGCGGGCCGCACACGGUCAUCACCGACUCGUGGUCGGCGCACGUGGCGCUGUUCAGCCAGCUGGGCCUGGCCGUGUUGAUGGUCAACUACCGCGGCUCGGCUGGUGCCGGCGAGCGCAUGCUGCACGCGCUGCCCGGCCGCAUCGGCGCGCUGGACGUGGGAGACUGCGUGCACGCGGCGCAGCACGUGCUUCAGCUGGAGCCCGGUCUGGACGCCGAGCGCGUCGGCGCCUACGGUGGCUCUCACGGCGGCUUCCUGGUGACGCACCUCAGCGGCCAGCACCCAGGCCUGGUGAAGGCGGUGGCGGCGCGCAACCCCGUCUGCGACGUGGCCGCCAUGAUGGAGGGCACCGAUAUCUCCGACUGGAACUACGUGGAGUCGGGCGCUGCGUACGAGCCGACGCCGACACCGGCGCGCCUCGCCGCCAUGCUCGAGCACUCGCCCAUGAGCCACGUGGCGACGGUGCGCGCGCCCACGCUCCUGCUGCUGGGCUCGGCCGACCGGCGCGUCGUGCCGUACCAGGCACUGCACUACCACCACGCGCUGCGUGCGCGCGGCGUGCCGACCGAGGUGCGCAUGUACGACGACUGCCACCCGUUGGCCAAGCCGGGCGUCAACGGCGACGUGAUGGUGCACGCGGCCGUCUGGCUCUGCGAGAAGCUGGGCCACACGCCGGUGGUGUAGACCGGUGGAGGCGCGCGCUCCUGCGCAGCUCUGGCCGAGCCGUGGGGUUACCACGUGACGCGGGGGUGAGCGUCUGGCCCGUCGCGCGUGCAGGGCGGUCGAACGCCCCCGCGUGGGAACAGUUACAUGACUCGUCCAACUGGUAGUCCGGUGUGAGCCCGAUAGGUCACAGUUGCUUGGCGCGGCGCCAGCGUCUGUGAAGCCAGCGCCUCCGCCGCGUGAGCGUGCUACCGUUGUAUUUGAUACAUGCCGGCCGAAGAGUUUUGAUAUUAAUGAUGUUUUGUAUUGUCACAAAGCAAGUGUGAAACGUUGGACAGGUCUUUUUGUUUAGAGGUGGCAUUUGCUCUGGAGUUUGCAAUUUGCUCGGAAACGAUCGCUUGAAGUCACAGAAUGCGGGGAGGCAGGUGAGGGCUUACCGUGACUGACUUCCAAGCGCACAUCAGGGACAUGUGCCAUCUUGCAGUGCUGUUUUGGAGCUGGUAGUUGAAGAUUAUGGGCUGCGGUAGUCUGUUGCUGCGCCGGCUGAGAGCGCUGAAUCUCAGCUUGCUUGGAAUAAUCGCGUUGCUGAGUCUUUGAGGUCGCAUCUGCUACUGCAGGCAUGCUGCCACGGUGUUUAUUUUGAUUUGUGUUGCUUUUUGUGUCGGAUUUCUGUCUGUUUGGUCAACACGAAGCAAGGUCUUGUACCGGA